CCGGCUAUGAAGCCAUAGAUACCACCUCACUAAUUGAGGGAGAACAAAGAGGCAGCACUGUGUUCUAUAUACGGCCGGACUGCAAGAGGUCUCCCUGACAGCAGAGAGAACCUGGCACAUUAAGGAUGUGUGGGGGAUUAACUCUGACUCUUUUGUCCCUGGCUGUGGGUCUGCUUCUCUGUGGACAAAGGACUCUUUGUCAACUCCUUCCUGACCUUUCUGAUCCUUGUGCUAGCUCAGGUAUGUUGGAGGAUUUGUACCGUGGUACAUAAAAAAAAUGUUCUCUGCCAUGAAUACUGAAACUGAACAAAAAUGACAGGGUUCGUCAGGUAUGCACAUAUUAAAUCAUAGUCUCAUGCAUCAGCCGCCCUGAGAUAGUCCGUCUGAGCACUUUAGUCUGAACUUUUUUGGCCAGGUCGGAAUUCCGACCUGACCAAUCAGAUCAAGGAUUGAUAAAAUUAAAGGAAAUAAAGAAUGACAAAAAGCGUAUGCGUUCUCUACAGUAGGAUGCAUUUAUAGCUGGCGCUAGUCAGCCUAACUGUGGCUACUGUUAGCCAGUCAAGGAGCUAUAGUAAGUUGAGUUGACUGCACUAGUGCCGUGCAAUCUUUUUCUUGUUCUUUUAGCAACGUUCUUGGAGCAAGUCAAACAAAAAUUCAUAGCUGCUAGUCAAGCGUUUGCGGCUGACCUUUUGCAUGGGUGGACGUAAUUGAAUUCUUCUGGUUUUGACACUGCGUAAUUACAAUUAACAUUCCAUUGUGGAAUGACCUUUAGACUAAAGUGGUCAGACUGACUCUCCCAAGGCAGACUGAUUCAUGAGACUAAUUAAAUCAUUGCUGAUUGAUAGCGGAAAUUAAUUUCUGUGUAUAGCCACGAGUUGGUUCGUUGAGUUUUAAAAGAAGAAACUUGGAAUUUAUUUGUGGGAUUUAGAUCUAUUUCCUACACACGCACACACGCACACACACACACACACACACACAUGCAACAGAUCUGGGGUUGUGAAAUGCAAUAAUUAUAAUGUGUCGAUCAAUUAAGCCAUCAAGAGAACUAUAAUAAUUAUUCUCAUCAUGCUACUAUUACUGUGCUAGCCUCGUUCCUAGCCUCGUUGUCUCUAAAAUAACGCUAGGUCGCCAACUACGCCUGGUAUUGAUUGUAUCUGGGCGUGGUUAGGAACCAAAAAACAAAAGCAGAGAGAUUUUGCAAGAACAACACACUUUUCGACAAGGGCCGGUAGUGUUGGCCCUACCUACUAGCUUGUAUAGUCCAUCACAAAGGGCAGCAAUUGAUAGCAAAGAGUCUUGCCAUACCAUGUUGAAACUAGACAAAGAUGUUUCUUCAUUCCGAGAGGAGCUUGAGAGCCUGGGCCUAUCCUGCAAUGAGAGUGAGGCCUUCUUGCUUCAGCAAGAUAAUUUAUAUGUUAGUCUGAACAACCUUAAACUUGUGUUGCAUAGCGAAAUUAUGACAGGAAACAAAAUGUGAAGAAUCUCUGCUUUUGUUUCCGGUUCCUCAGAUACAAUCAUUACCAGGCCGUAUUUUUCAACUUCAGAAAAAUUGGCCUGGGACUGAGGCUAUAAUUCCUGCGCUGGAAAUCGUACAGGAAAACGGUGCUAGUAAGAGCAACUAGUAAUUGCACGGUGCCAAGCCAUAAUUGGACUGGGUUUUCCGAAUAACGCUGCAGCUAAGAAUGCUGCAAUGAAAACUGUAUCAUAAAAAAUAAUGAUCGGCAAUAUAUCCACAUAGAGUAUGGUCUCUCUCGUGCAAUAAUAGGAUUCAAAACAAGCACUGGCAUGCAUGAUGCAUGGUAAAUAACACUAGCUUCCUUGUGCAAUCUAGAUAACAUAUGCCAUUGCCCAUAAUUAUGGUUACACUCUUAACUUAAUUAUAAGAUAUUGACAUAGCCUAUUUUCCUCCCUCCCUACUCCCCCAAAAUGAGUCGCCUAGCGACAGUGGAGGCGAAGACAGGAAGAAAAGGGGAGCUACCAGUGAGAAUCGAAAGCUGUGGCCAAAUGGAGUCGUAUAUUACACCUUUUCAAGCAGAUUCAAUGCUGCUGAGAGGAGACAGAUACUGGAGGCAAUGAAGCAUUGGGAAGACCACACCUGCAUUAGAUUCAAGCACCGCUCAAACCAGCCGCACUAUGUCAACUUCUUCCCAGGAGCAGGUUGCUGUUCCUAUGUUGGGAGAAUUGACUAUGACCGUCAACCACAGGGAGUUUCGAUUGGUCGUUUCUGUUUCAACUUUCACCCAAUUGUGCACGAGAUCAGCCAUGUUGUUGGUUUCUGGCACGAGCAGAGCCGACCGGACCGUGACGAAUACAUCGAUAUCAUCGAAGGCAACAUAGUCCCUGGUUAUGAGACAAAUUUCCAAAAGAUUCUGUCAUGGCGGAUUGAUUCUCAAGGAGUCAGUUACGACUACAACAGUAUCAUGCACUACGAUUCCAACUUUUUCUCCAGAAAUCCCUUUGUAGACACCCUCAGGGCAAAGGACCCGUCCAUCCCAGUGGGAAAGCUCGAGUACUGAGCAAGUUGGAUAUCGAACAAACAAAUCUAUUGUAUACGUGUGAUACGAAAAACAUGCCCCCGCCCAGUGUGAUCCUUCUUCCUCUGCCCACACCCCCUCCAUUCCCCACCGUUCCCUACUCCUGUGUCGAGCAUUUGACGGCUCUGAAAGGAUCAUUCCAGUCUCCUGGCUACCCACUCUAUGAGCACAAUACGGACUGUGUCUGGAUGAUCAAGGUUGUCGAUGGUUACACAAUUCAGCUGAUAUUUGAUCCAAUUGAAUUGGAAAACACGCACCAGUGCGUCAAGGAUUACAUCAAAGUGUUUGAUAAUCUCCAUGGAAGCGGGGACGGCCAAGUGAUUUGUGCCUAUUACAAUGUCUACAAUUACAGACUACAAACAAACACAGCACGGAUACAUUAUCACAGUGACCAUGACAACGAUCAAUCACGCACACUCACACCACUCGCUGGAUUCAGGGCCUCUUAUAAAGUCGUAGAUAUCGACGAGUGUGUGUAUACACACUGCUCUCACAGCUGUCGCAAUCUUCCCGGCUCCUACGAGUGUCGAUGCCCUCGGGGCUUCUUCUUGUCUGCAGAUGGACACAACUGUUUUGACAUGAACGAGUGUGCUCUUGGCAAUGGAGGAUGCGAUCAUCAAUGUGUCAACACGGGAGGUUCCUUUAGUUGUGGGUGUCGCCCUGGUCGCAUCUAAUUGGAGAUAGGACGAGGUUACUCUGCUAGCCUCGAUUACAGGCCUCUCAAAAUACAUUGUUUUGGAAUCAAGGCUAGGUGGCUACAUUUUUACUAGGACACCACAUAAUAAAGUCAACGCAACAGUCCCUAAUUUUAGAGGUCACUACUGAAAAUGGCAACAAAGAACACAUAGGAUGUGAUCAUUUCGUCAAUGCUGGUGGACCCUGGGCUUCUCAACUGGCUUUGAUGGCUGAAAUUGGAGACCCCACUCACUCUAACAGAGUCAUGCGUGCCCCCCUCCCAGUGAAACCACGGCGACGGUGUGUGUUUGUCAUAAAAUGCCCGGAUCUCAUCACUGAAAUUCCCUAUGCUUAUUAAUAUUGAUGGCACGUAUUUACGAAAGGAAGGAGUACAAAACACUUUCAUAUGUGGAGUGAGGACCCCUGAGCACCUGGAUCACGAUGACCUUGAGUUAGAAGUGGACUAUUCACUGUUUGACGAGUAUGUGUGGCCUAGUAUUGCACACAGGGUACCGGCAUUUGAAUCUUUGAAGUUGCAAAGUGCUUGGGCUGGUUACUAUGAUUACAACACUCUGGAUCAAAACGCAAUUAUCGGGAGGCACCCUGUCAUUAAUAACUUGGUAUUUGCCAAUGGCUUUAGUGGCCAUGGCAUAUAACAGUCACCAGCUGUAGGUAGAGCAGUUAGUGAAAUUGUUUUAGAUGGUUGUUCGCACUCUAUUGAUCUCAGUAGAUUUUCCUUUGAAAGAGUUGUGAAUGGUCAGCCAUACAAAGAAAAAAACAUUGUGUAAGAGAGAUUUUUUUUAUACAUAUUCUUACGCCAAACUUCA
Messenger RNA from Halichondria panicea, 4036 nucleotides. Its product is annotated as dorsal-ventral patterning protein tolloid-like. The transcript is spliced from 10 exons. Lineage: Eukaryota; Metazoa; Porifera; Demospongiae; Suberitida; Halichondriidae. The record is from RefSeq and is a predicted model, not a curated record. Bases 2570 to 3208 code for a protein of 212 amino acids. Gene Ontology annotation, molecular function: calcium ion binding; serine-type endopeptidase activity.